Molecule: messenger RNA, 996 nt
Organism: Naegleria lovaniensis
Lineage: Eukaryota; Heterolobosea; Eutetramitea; Acrasida; Naegleriidae
Exons: 1
Coding region: 1-996 (331 amino acids)
Biological process (GO): sodium ion export across plasma membrane; intracellular potassium ion homeostasis; potassium ion import across plasma membrane
Molecular function (GO): P-type sodium:potassium-exchanging transporter activity
Source: RefSeq, a predicted model, not a curated record
AUGUUAGCCAAAGAUCAGCUCUAUUAUUUUGUAGACAUUCAAGAGCACACAUACGAUUUAAAAACUCUAAGCAAUACAUUCUUUCCUCACAGUAAUAUCAAUUUGUUAAAUAUACCGUCGAGUCUGGGAGUGAGGCCGAAACAAGUAGAAUCCUUAAUCAAUGAGGGUGUUCAUAAUGCACUGGAGAGGCCUGUUCCCGAGACUUUCUUUUGUGGCCUCCUGAAGAAACCUCUCAGCAAACGAGAUCAUUAUAUGGAAGCUUUCCUUAAUUUACUUCCUCAAGUGGCUACAGUUAUUCGAGAAGGAAGAGAAAUCGAGAUUGAUACUCAGCAUAUCGUAUAUGGAGAUUUGAUCAUACUCAAGGAGGGAGAAACGUGCCCUGCCGAUUGUAGAAUUAUAUGGAUUCAGGACGAAUUGUUGGUCGAUGUCUCAGUCAUUCGAGGUAAGGCAUCGGAGCCAGUGUCUUGCACCACGUACCUGACCGAUACACUGCCGUUGAAAACACACAAUCUCAUAUUCGCAGGAAGUAAAAUCUUGAAAGGGAAAGGUAUUGGUCUUGCCAUUGCAGUGGGAGAGAGACGUGUACAGAUUCGAAUUGUCGAUUAUGUUCUGGGAAAGGAGAUGGGAGUGAAAAUUGUUCAGCCCACUUCCGUACCACUCGUGAGACCUCAAUCACAGCCCAAUCUCAAACGAACCUCCUUUACAUCCGAUCGGUCGGAUACGAGUGUGUCGAGUGCAGGCGGUGUGAUACGGAGAGGUUCAUUCAGUGGUGAACGGAAAUCGAUGGAGAGAAGAUCAUCCAUGGAUCGAAAACCAUUGGAUCGAAAGUCCAUGGAUCGACGGUCGGUGAAGGAGCAAGGUUCUGCACAGACCUAUAGUAGACGAUCCUCGUCUUUUUCAAAGGUACCUUACAUUUCGUCAUCAUCUUCGCCCUCAAAGAUUACUUCACCAAGAAACAAGAGUCUCUUCCAACCAACAACACCCACCAGAUUUUAA